UAUAUACGAUCUUAAGGAUUUGUAACGUCUAUCGGCACAUUAGUGAAACUUAGAUUAUUGCGUAUAUGUACAACACAUACAAUAUUAUAAUAUAAAUAGUUAUUCUGUUAAGUAGUUUUUCAGAAGGAAGAACAAAAAAUUUAAUUAAAGUCAGUUAUCAUCUGUUUCUAGUUCGUUCGCAAUAACAAGUAUCUUAGCAUUUGAAUAAUAACCAAUAUUACAUUUAAUUUAUUUUCAUUAAUUUAUCCUUCGUUUUGCUUAUUCAUCGAUAAAUUAUAAUUAAACAUUGUCAUGCAUAUGACAUGAGAAAGAUAUACAGCUAUAAGAAGAUAUAUGACACUACGUAAUUUAAGAUUUCAAAUAUUGUCAUUGAAUAUUAUUAAUAUUAUUUUUAAUAUUAUCGAAUAAUUCUGUUCAACUAACGUUUAUUAGAACGAUCAUCAUGUGUACUUCAAUAAAAAAGAAAAAUACAGAGAAUACGUUAUUUGAAAAAGGGAAAAAAUUAUUUUUGGAAAUUUUAAAAUGCAUUGUUAUUCAAUUACAUUGUAUAUUUGAUUAUGUGAUAGAUUUUAUAUUUGGUUUAUAUUAUGAUCAAAAAGCAAAGAAAGUAUCUGCCGUGAAAAAUCCUUUGUUGUUGGAGAGUGCCACAGCGUUAGCAGAGAAGAUACGAACAAAGCAAGUUAAGGCUGAAAAAGUUGUAGAAAGUUUUAUCGAAAGAUGCAAAGAAGUUAAUACAUUGAUCAAUGCGAUUGUAGAAGAAAGAUAUGCAGAUGCACUAAAGGAAGCAAGAGCAAUUGAUCUUGAAUUAAAGAAUUAUGAGAAUAGUUUAUUAUUAAAAGAAACAAGACCAUUUUUAGGAGUUCCAUUUACAACUAAAGAGAGCAAUGAAGUAGAAAAUUUACAUCAUACUAUGGGUAUGAUAAGUCGUCGACAGCACCGUUCAAUGUCUGAUGCAACAGUAGUUGCUCAUUUGAAAAAAGCUGGUGGAAUACUUAUUGCAAAAACGAACAUUCCUGAACUUAAUUUGUGGGUUGAAUCGAGAAAUAACCUCUAUGGUCAGACAUGUAAUCCUUACAAUAUAACAAGAACUGUUGGUGGAAGUAGUGGUGGUGAAGGUGCUAUUAUCGCUGCAUGUGGUUCUGCAUUUUCUAUUGGAAGUGAUAUCGGUGGAUCUACUAGAAUGCCAGCAUUUUAUAAUGGAGUUUUUGGAAUGAAACCUAGCGAAGGAAUGACAUCCUUAAAAGGUAUUGGAUUAAGAGACAGAUAUUAUUCAGACUCUAUGGCAGAGGCAGGUCCAAUCUGUAAAAAGGCUGAAGACUUGGCACCGUUUUUAAAAGUUUUGGUUGGGGAUAAAGCAUGUAAAUUAAAAUUAGAUGAGCCAGUCAACUUAAAAAAUUUGAAGAUAUUUUAUCAAUCAGAAUCUGGUGACAUUAGAGCAAGUAAAGUGAAUUAUGCAAUGCGUGCUACAUUAAGAAAGGCAGUGGAUCAUUUUGAAGAAAUAGCUAAAUCUGUAACCAAGAUCAAGAUACCUGGAUCAGAAUAUAGUUUUAGAUUAUGGAGAUAUUGGAUGACUCAAGAAGAUACAGAUUUUAAAGCUGAUAUAACAAAUAGAACGUCUCGUGCAAAUGCAGUAUCUGAAAUACGGAAAUUUGUUUCGGGAACGUCCGAGAUAACAUUUGCCGCGUUAUUAAAAUUAAUAGACGAAGAUUUGUUACCAAAAGAAGAUCCUGAAUGGGCUAGAAGUGUUACCAUUAAUAUGAAGAAAUAUUUAUUGGAUAUUUUACAUGAAAAUGGAGUCUUGUUUUAUCCUUCCGCUCCAUCUCCUGCUGUUUAUCAUUACUCUUCAUUUCUUAGACCAUAUAAUUUUGGUUAUUGGUGUCUAUUCAAUGUGCUUAAAUUUCCUGUAUGUCAGGUUCCUCUUGGAUUAGACUAUGACGGAUUGCCUGUAGGUAUACAGGUUAUUGCAGCUCCAUAUAAUGAUCAUCUAUGUAUUGCUGUAGCAAAAGAGCUUGAACGUGCAUUUGGUGGCUGGGUGCCACCCUCCGUUUGAUUUUCCUUCAUAAAUGAUAAAAAUUUUUAAAGAAUCAUAUUUAAUACUUAAUUUUUAAAUUAACAUAAGGUGAUUUGUCUUCCAAGGGUUAUGUUUUCAUCAGAUAUUAAAAAAAUUUGUUUGAAUUUUCUUUGUAAAUCAUCAGGUUUUAUGGUUAUGGAGAAACAUUAUUUAUUAAUUUGCAUUUUUUUUUUAAUUUUUACAUUAGAUUUUAUAUCGUAAUGCAUAUAAUGUUGUUAUAAUA
Vespa mandarinia (Asian giant hornet) is the source of this 2294-nucleotide messenger RNA. Its product is annotated as fatty-acid amide hydrolase 2. Gene Ontology annotation, cellular component: endomembrane system. The record is from RefSeq and is a predicted model, not a curated record. NCBI's taxonomy places the organism in Eukaryota, Metazoa, Arthropoda, Insecta, Hymenoptera, Vespidae.